UGCGCCGCCAGACGCGGGCGUCAUGGAGGAGCCUUGCCCAUGGCGAAUUGUGGAUGAUUGCGGUGGAGCCUUCACUAUGGGUAUCAUUGGAGGUGGAGUCUUCCAGGCUAUCAAGGGCUUCCGCAAUGCCCCUGUUGCUUGGCUUCUGGACCUGGGGUUUUGGAAGAACCACACACAGGCCCCUGUCUUCCCUCCACCCAUCUGGAGCUGCUCUGUGGAAAUGGGAAUUCGACAUCGGUUAAGAAGUAGUAUCAAUGCUGUGAGGAUCCAGGCACCCCAGACUGGAGGUAGCUUCGCGGUGUGGGGGUGCCUGUUCUCAACUGUGGACUGUGGCCUGGUGCAGAUUCGAGGCAGGGAGGAUCCCUGGAACUCCAUCACCAGUGGUGCAGUGACUGGAGCUGUGCUGGCUGCCCGCAGUGGCCCAUUGGCAAUGAUGGGCUCAGCGAUGAUGGGGGGAGUUCUACUGGCCCUCAUUGAGGGUGUUAGCAUCCUCCUCACUCACUAUACUGCCCAACAGUUCCGCAAUGUACCCCCAUUGCUAGAGGACCCCAGCCAGCUACCUCCUAAGGAGGAUACCCCAGCCACAGGCUUUCCCAGCUCUCAGCAACAUCAUUGAGGCAGCCACCGCCUGACAGCACCACCAUGGGAGCUGCUCCUUGGUUCUCUCACCAGUGAUCUACCUCUAAGGGAGGGCUGACUUCCAGUUAGCCCUGGGACUCUCCAGAGAGGGCCUCUGUUCUGCUCCCUUGUCCCAGGGUGGGGGUGGGGUGUCCCAUCACCUGACAGAUGGGUCCCUUUUUCUCUCUCAGGGCACCCUCGCCUCACAUUCAUAUGUAAUAAGUUUUCACCCUAGCUCGUUCGUGUGGCACCAUGAUGAAUAUUUUAAAGUCAGUUUCAAAAUGCCUGUUUAUGCACUCCUUGAGCCAUCCCCAGGACCUCCUUCUCAAGACAAUGGCAGAGCCCUUCCCAGGACUCAGAAGCCCUGGGACUUAGAGUCCCACCAUGAGUGGGCUGUAGUAAACAUUUGUGGGAUGAAUGAGCAGGAAGGGGGAAGUGCAUGAAGAUAAGAAGUGGGUACAUGCAUAAGGAUGUGUGGGGGCCAAGCAAUGAGUAAGCAGACAGGAACAGAUUUGGAAAGAAGUGCAUGAACACAAGGAUUGUUGGGGGUGGGGGUGGUUGACACGGUACACUAUACAUACUGCCACCCUGACCCCUCCUCCACAAGCUCCCAUGGCCAAGGCUGGGAAAUUGACCUUACAAGAAGUCCUUGCUUUCUAGAUACCAGUCAUUCCAUUUGCAAAAAUUAUCCCCAUCCAAUGUGGCCUCACUGUGGCCCUGGAAUGGAAGUUGAUGUCAGGGAGACCUGGUUUCUUCAAAGAAGGUGUCCUGUGUCAGUGUCCCCUUCUAUCACAGGGACACUUUUCUACAUAGUAGACCAUGCAGUGUUGUUAGUUGUUUAGAUCACUGUCUCGGCCCACCUCCGCCUCCAGAGUAGCUGGGAUUACAGGUGUGCAUCACCAUGACUGGCACCCAUAAAAUAACUAGAAAUUAAUUUUCCUUUGGGGAUAGGGGAUGUAUGGGAAAGAGAUUUUUCUGGAUGGACAUCACCCCCAGGUGAUGUCACUUCUGUGUAAACCCUAUGUGGAUGAGGCAGACACUCUCCUCUAGGGUGCAGAUGCCACAGGGAGGCACGAAAGCUUCCUGAGAAAUCAAGGGUUUCCUUUGCACAGACUGUACCAAUACCCAUGACAUCAUGGGAAACAAAACCUGUUCCUAUCUGCAAGGCAUUGCAACUUGAUGGAAAUGCUCUUUCCUUGGUACAAUAUUGGUUCCUAGGGAUGCAAAGGUAACAGGGCCACUGUGCCUCCUGCUUGAAUGAUAGUGCCAGGCAGUGCACUACCAUCCCACCACGGACCCUGAGAAAAGUAGGGCAGGGUGGGCUUAGCUUGCAUCAGGAACAUGGCUGGAGGCAUCAUAGCAGGGGUGUGGCCCCUAACCUUUGGUACCACAGGCACUUAGAGCAGCAGCACCUUCUAGACCCUUUCUGCACUCCUAGGCCUCAGGAUUUAUUCUAGUGACCCUUUUGCUCUAGACUGCUAGCCCUCAUCUUGCCCACUACCUCUACCAGGCCUUUCCCUUCCAUGAGUCCACAGGCCUUACCCCUUGCCCAUCUUUCCAUACUGCCCUCUAAGGCAACUGCAGAACCUACCACCUCUACACAACCCCACACUAUCUCCCUGGUCCCCUUUAAAUAGACCCAGGCCCCACAGACCCCUUACUAUCCACAGGUUCCCCAUCCUCUGUAGCCUCUGAACUCUACCUAGUCCAACUUUAAGGCCCCACCUCUUAAGGCACCUCCAAAUGCUGUGGCGCUCAGCCCUCCUCUCCUGUGCCUGGGAAUUCAUUCAAGUUCACCACUGGGGGGCGACUGGACCCCAUGCGGUCUGGGCCCCUAUAGGUGGCUUGACUGCUCACCAGUAACAUUCAGGGCCCCUUCCUGCUUUGGUUCCUCCAGCUUCUAGCUGGGAUAGGGCAGGCUGAUACCAGAUUUGAAACGUGAAGGAUGGAGGUUAGAAAUUGAAGCUCGGAAAUAAAAUUUAAAAUAAAAUAAUCUGCAACCUGGGUAAUUUGUACUGCUAAAGUUUUAAUAAACUUGAAAUGAGAAGGAAGGAGGGAAAGAGUUGUAGGGCAGCUUCCUAAGAGAAUAUAGGGUCAAACUCAGGGAGGGACUACAAAGACUGAGAGAAGAGGAGAGAUGGAGAGAAGGAGAGAAAGAGACAACAGUUGGAGAGAGAUGAAGAGAAGUAGAAACAGAGAGAUGCACA
Sciurus carolinensis (gray squirrel) is the source of this 2825-nucleotide messenger RNA. RefSeq names its product translocase of inner mitochondrial membrane 17B (gene Timm17b). Gene Ontology annotation, cellular component: TIM23 mitochondrial import inner membrane translocase complex; mitochondrial inner membrane. The transcript is spliced from 7 exons. Bases 23 to 616 code for a protein of 197 amino acids. Lineage: Eukaryota; Metazoa; Chordata; Mammalia; Rodentia; Sciuridae. The record is from RefSeq and is a predicted model, not a curated record. Gene Ontology annotation, biological process: protein import into mitochondrial matrix. Gene Ontology annotation, molecular function: transmembrane protein transporter activity.